AGGUGCUAUAGCUCGGUUGGUAGAGCGGCCGUGCCAGCAACUUGAGGGUUCCAGGUUCGAUCCCCGCCUCCGCCAUCCUAGUCACUGCCGUUGUGUCCUUGGGCAAGACACUUUAGCCACCUGCUCCCAGUGCCACCCACACUGCUUUAAAUGGAACUUACAUAUUGGCUUUCACUAUGUAAAGUGCUUUGAGUCACUAGAGAAAAGCGCUAUAUAAAUAUAUAUUUCACUUCUCUUCACUUAUUUGGUCAGUGCUAAUCGAUGCUAACAUGCUAUUUAGGCUAGCUGUAUGUACAUAUUGCAUCAUCUCCAUGUGGCCCCCCUUCUAACAUGACUUUGACACCUUUGCUUUAUAUCAAACAUGCUUCACUUAAGACAGGAUUUGGCAGCGCCGUGUUGUCCCACUAAUUUCGGCGGUCCUUGAACACAACGUAGUUUGUUGAGUGGAGGAAAAUGAUCAAAGUACAUAAAUAACAUCCUGUAAUUUCAUUUUGAUAUUUUUUCAUCUUGAUAGAUUGAAAAUGAGCAUCAAUGAUGGCAGAAUGUUUAUUGAUGAUUGCUGGUUUUGUUGAUAAUGAAAAGGUGUGAUCAUGUAUGUUAGUUGGGGGCCGCAGGGGCCACACGGUCUUUAUUGUUUCUAACAUCUUUAUUAAAAGCUUUAACACUUUGACAUAUAUGAGAAAACAACAACAUUUGUGUGCCUGCAUGGCCGACACUUCUUGUGUGUUGAUGCUCCAAGUAUGGAGUCAUUAGGAGUCAUUAGUUGAGGAGCUGAAUGAGAAUGGCUGCUUGGGCCCUUGGGGGCCCCUCAUUAUGCACGCGCCUUAAAAGAAAGCCGUGGGGGGGGUGAAAGCAAAAUGGGGGCAGGAUUCAAGUUCUUUGUGUGCAUUGUGAGUGAGGAUAUAAAGCAGGGGACACAAGACAAGUGUUGGGGACACAAACAUGGCCUGGAUGCUUCUAGUAUGUUCCCUGGCGGUCUUCACCACCAACUCCAUCGGGGGCCUUUGCCGCGCACUGGCCGCGCACGGAUCCAAGGACGCGUCCUGGGCUUUACGCGCGGACGCGCUCAGGCACCGGGACCACCAGGAGCACCAGGACUACCAGGAGCACCGGGACCACCAGGAGCACCAGGACCACCAGGACCACCAGGACCACCGGGAGCGCUGCGCGGAUCUGACGGCCGCCUGGCUGCACACCUCACGGGUCCAAGCUGCGGAUAAGUCCACCGUGCUGCACCUCAGCGUCCGGCCGGCGUCUGCUGGAGCGUCCCAGGGCUGGGUGUUCCCGGAGCAGCCGCUCUUCAGCUUCGUGCGGCGGGUGUACCGCUGCUGUCAGGAGGCCGGGGAGUGCAGGAGCGUCAGGGGCCUGCAGGGAGGCUUCCGAGCUGGAGGUCCAGACGUGGAGUUUCUCCUCAGCAGAGACAUUUUGUUUGUGAGUGUAAUGCGAGCCGAGCUCCACCUGCAGCUUUCUAACCCGCAACACGUCAACAUCCAGCCUGUUCUUCUUCCCCUGCUGGCCAACAAGAAGCUUCCUACGAGGUUCAUCUCAAGGUCGCAGGGGGACACCACGCAGCUGAGAGUGGAUCUGCUCUUCUUCUUCCAGCGCCUCCAGGCGGCGGCGGCGGGCGGGCCAGGAGGAGGAGGCCGCCGCCACCUGGCCAACAUGAUGCUUUCUUCCACACGACACCAGCUGCAGGACCACCACCAUGACCACCAUGACCACCAUGACCACCAUGACCACCAUGGCGGCGUGUGGGGCGAGAUGGGCGUGGCUUUAGUCUGCAGCCGGGAGGGCGCACCUGUCACCUGCCAAAGUGGCCAAGUCCGCCUCCUGCACUCGCCUUUCCUGGCCAUCUACUACCGAUGAUGGACUACAACACUUUCAUCACGCACUUCCAAAGCAAAUUUAUUAACUUAUAAAUGUAAACAUUAUAUAAAUAUAUUUUCA
This is a messenger RNA of Entelurus aequoreus (snake pipefish), 1947 nucleotides long. RefSeq lists its product as uncharacterized. The record is from RefSeq and is a predicted model, not a curated record. The transcript has 3 exons. Lineage: Eukaryota; Metazoa; Chordata; Actinopteri; Syngnathiformes; Syngnathidae. Bases 943 to 1866 code for a protein of 307 amino acids.